Messenger RNA from Dichomitus squalens LYAD-421 SS1, 723 nucleotides. RefSeq lists its product as uncharacterized. Bases 182 to 697 code for a protein of 171 amino acids. The transcript has 3 exons. The record is from RefSeq and is a predicted model, not a curated record. Lineage: Eukaryota; Fungi; Basidiomycota; Agaricomycetes; Polyporales; Polyporaceae.
AUUCCCUCUUCACACACUCUCCUAUUCACAGGCGACUUUUCUAUUACCGUACCUACUGCAAUGGCUACUGCUGAGCAACUUCAAGCACAGUUGGCUGCCCGCAGGGCUCGUCAACCUACCUGGAUGACAGAGGAAGGACGAUAACCUGUCCGACAAGAGCUACGACCCGAAACACGGCUCCAUGCCUGUUCUUUUCGUUCGCAUUCUCGUCAAUAUGAUACUAGGUGGGCGUGCCAGUGGCGAGACUUCCACCCAGUCGGUCCCGAUGGCGCACUUCCGCAUCCUCUUGGUGCUCGAUGACAGCUCGAACAGCCCGUUGUCCAUCGGGCUCAACUCCGUUGGCCUCGUGACCACGACUGGUCUGACCAGAAUGCAUGUCAUUUCGCGCAACUGGACGCAUUCGGCUGGUACCACUCGGGUCCUGGCCGAGCAAGAUGUCCACUUCAUCCCGGGGCAUGCACUGCCCACCGUCGAUACCGUUCUCAAUCUCCUUGUCGGCAACAAACGCCACCACUACAUGCUCCACGCUUCUGGUAGCGGCUGCCGCUACUGGACCAAGGUGGUUCUCCAGGACCUCAUACGUGCCGGGUACAUGGCUCCUGGGUCUGACAGCAUAGUCGCCACCAUCAAGGACGAAAUCGCCAAGGCGAACCCCCAGAUCCUGAUGUUAGCGGACGCUGAGGGGACAUUCUUCUAGGAGGAGCCAUCCCAUCACCAUGCUCC